Messenger RNA from Mucor velutinosus, 1209 nucleotides. RefSeq lists its product as uncharacterized. The record is from RefSeq and is a predicted model, not a curated record. Bases 1 to 1209 code for a protein of 402 amino acids. The transcript is spliced from 2 exons. NCBI's taxonomy places the organism in Eukaryota, Fungi, Mucoromycota, Mucoromycetes, Mucorales, Mucoraceae.
AUGGGAUAUUCCACCAUUUCACCUUUACCCUACACCUCCAUUUUGAAGUUCACCAUUGAUGGGCGUCCAAGUAUUGAAGACACCCAUGAUUUGUUCUCUGCAUUGAUAUCCCAUAUCUCUUUUUCGACUCAUCGAUACAUGUUUAGAAAUUACAGUAACACAUUCACAUCUGAAGACGCUAUUCAGGAACUGGGCACAUUCAAAUUCACCAAAUCAUUCGAAUCAACAGAGUACACAAAUGAAGUCAUUUCGACCACAACUUUUCAAAUGUGUCGAGACAUGGCAAAGGCCUUGAUCCAGCAGUUUCUGUGGACCCGUCUCAUCAUCAAUGCGGUGGAGCCCUCAAAUAGAACUUACCGAGAUAAGGGCCUCUGGCGUCUUAGUUCAAAGGGCCUCUGUGUGUUUCAAGAAUUCUGUGUCAAGACUAAAAUGGAUAUUGGCAAAUUUGCUGCUUAUGUUGACCCCUCAGCCAGACUUAUAUUCUUGAUCCAGAUCGAGCGAUUACGAGACAAUGAUAGAAUCAAUAACAAACGAAAGUAUAUUUCGUGCCUGUUUACCAUCAUGAUUGCUAGUUUGCCUCUACGCCACAAUUACUUUAAUGUAGGCAAAACUACAUCUGAAGAUGCACAUUCCAUCCACUCGUCUGACUUUGGCUCUACCAACUCGGCAUCUCGAAACAUGAUAUUUUCAGACUACUUCCCUUAUAUCAAGAUACUGCCUAAUGAUCUGUUGGUCGGUGUCAGUUACAAGUAUCCGCAGUGGUCAAAUCAGAAAUCAUCGUUUCAGCAACAAAAGGCAUUACUACAAAAUUUGAGUCCAUCAUCAAGAAAAUUCAAAAUGCGGGCUAUAUUCACAUCUCUCUUAUGCUGCAACUGGUUGAUUGAAUUUUGUACUGUAGCAUCAAAUGAUGAGGCUGAAAGUAUUAUGACGGAAUUCUUAAACAUGGGUUGGAUAACAUUUUAUGAUGAAAAAUACAGACAUUCUGAAUAUAUCGAAUCAUCUAAAUCAAUCACUCUCAACAUGACUAGGGAAGGCAUUAAAGUAGUCAUGGACGUUUCAUUGAAGCAAUGCAAUGACGUGCUACAGCAGACUGUGGACGAUCAUCUAUCCAUUAAUAGGAGAGGCUCUACUAUAUCAUCAUCAUCGAAUAGCAACACAGAUUCAUAUCACACUGCUGUUCAGCACCAAUCUCUAAUCGAGGAAAAAUAG